Messenger RNA from Aaosphaeria arxii CBS 175.79, 730 nucleotides. RefSeq lists its product as uncharacterized. The transcript has a single exon. Lineage: Eukaryota; Fungi; Ascomycota; Dothideomycetes; Pleosporales. The record is from RefSeq and is a predicted model, not a curated record. Bases 35 to 511 code for a protein of 158 amino acids.
CUUUGCCAAUACGUUAGCCUGACAAGUAUUAUGGAUGAUCCAUGGGCAUGACAAACUGUACCACAGCCAACGGAGGAAGCGCGUGAAGACAGCGCAGAUAUCCGUUUCGGCUAUCUCUAAGCCAACCAACGCAGAUAUGCGACUUGCUAUUCAAGCUCUACGAUAUGGGGCGCGCGGGUGUUCCCUUCUAUUUCCAUCCUAUUGGGUUCUAAAAAGAAGCAUAAGAACAUCCGCAGCGUGGUUGCUUCCAAUGCCUGCUUUGCACCAAUCUUUACUUACAGCAGAGCAGAAGGCUGCAGCUGCACAUGCUAUCUCAGGAUCAUCUGGUCUCGUCUCGCCCCCCUCCUUUCUGGUGCACUUCGCCGCAUCGCACCGCCCUUCGAUACUCAAUCAUCUUAGCCACCACACCACAGCCAAUCGAGCAGUAAUGAAUCAGCCAGCUCCUCGAUCAUCUAAUGAUCACGCCGACGCAGAUUGCACAUUACCUCCACGCCCAGCUAGUAACAGCUAGCAGGGUAGCCAGUCAUUGCGGGCGAUGGUUGGAAUGCUGCCUGCGUCAGUGACGCUUAUAACUCCACUGUCGGGCGUAGCAGCGUCGCCGCUCAGCCUGCUGUCAGUUACUGCUGAUCGAGUGUGACUUCACAGCGAUAGAUCCUCCUCUACGAGCACAUCGAUUGUCAUCAAGACUACCAGAUAUCUGUUCGUAUUUCAUCUCUGGAAAAACCCACUA